AUGACUUCUUGCAGCAAUGUCUGCGGGUCUAAGCAGACACAGGCUGCUCCCGAGGGCGGGUACCAGCGCUACGGAGUCCGGUCCUACCUGCACCAGUUUUAUGAGGACUGUACUGCUUCCAUCUGGGAGUAUGAGGAUGAUUUCCAGAUCCAGAGGUCACCUAACCGAUGGAGCUCAGUGUUCUGGAAGGUGGGACUCAUCUCGGGCACAGUCUUCGUGGUUCUUGGAUUGACUGUUCUGGCAGUGGGCUUUCUCGUGCCCCCCAAAAUCGAAGCUUUCGGCGAAGCCGAUUUUGUGGUGGUCGACUCACAUGCGGUCCGGUUUAACAGUGCCCUUGACAUGUGCAAACUGGCAGGAGCCAUUCUCUUCUGCCUUGGGGGCACAUCCAUGGCAGGGUGCCUGCUGAUGUCAGUGUUUGCAAAAGGAUACUCCAAAGAAGAAAAAUUCCUUCAGCAAAAGUUUAAAGAGCGAAUUGCAGACAUCAAAGCCCACACCCAGCCCAUUACAAAAGCUCCAGGCCCAGGGGAGACAAAGAUUCCAGUCACUUUGUCCAAGGUUCAAAAUGUGCAGCCCCUCUUAGCAACCUGAAGCUUUUCCCACUCCAGCGCUCCCCUCUCAGAGUUAGGCACAGUGUGAAAAGGAGUAGGCCAGUUUUGGAGGUGACAAGGAUUUGUUGUUGAACCUCCCCAGGGCUGUGUUGGAGCUGGCAGCAGGAUGCACACAUGCUCACAGCAUGACAGUGAAGGCCACACACCCACCUGUGUACAAGCAUCUAGCUGUUUACCAUUGGUGGUCUGUGUGCCCCCCAGGAACCUUGCGGAACUCCUCUUUCAGAUAUUGUGGCGUUGUGUUAUUUGUGUUUGGAAGUGCUAAAUGGUUUAGACCAGCCUACCAUGGUCCGUUUUAUUUUCUGAUAUUGGUUUUUCUAAUCUUUCCUGUGUGGUGUUGUCUUCCAUUCCUGUCUCACUGUGUAAGAUAUCGUCAUGUGUAUUCACAGAAGCCAGGAACUUUCUGAUGUUCGACCCAAACCUUAACCUUUUCAUUGUAUCUUAAAGUUCCUGAAAUCAGAUAAAAAUUAUCGUUGUUCUCCAUAAAUCUGUUGUCUUCUCCAGCUUCUCUCUUCUUUCGUUCAAAAAGCUAAAAUUGCCAAUUUUAGAAGGUUGGUUUUUUUAAAAAUGUAUUUUUGGAGUACAAAUAUAUGCAGAGAAUCCAAAAGAACUGAAUUAGAAGCCGGUGUGUCUCCUUGGGGAUAUCACGUGACCAUGCACAUCUGUGUCCUGGGGUCCAGAGGACCCUCCCCACUGAGUCUGCCCUCAUCAUGUCCUAGUGGUUCUCACCAUGGUGAGAUUCAUCCAGUCAGCCCCCUGCGACAUCAGUGAAUCGGUCAACUAAUCCCGUCAUAAAACCCAGCCACCACCAUGGAUACAGUGCUGUCCUAUUUUUAUAAAGACAAAAGCAAGCCAUCAUAGAAGAAAUCCCUGGGUUGUUUUAAUCUUUAAAAAAAAAAAAACAACAAAGCUUUCUUCCUCAAAUCUGAUGUCUUAUUCACCAGAAAAAAAAAUAAAAUGUUGUUCUCUUUCCUUGUACUUUUAUGUAAUCUGUGGAUUUAAAUUAGAUCCAGAAAAAUGGAAGCUGUGAUGUUGGUGUACUCUCAGAAUUUGUGCCACCUUAGAAUUCUGAUUUUUUUUCUCUCCUCAUCUUUCACUGGAUAAAUAAAAUAUGUGAAUGA
Molecule: messenger RNA, 1729 nt
Organism: Ochotona curzoniae (black-lipped pika)
Lineage: Eukaryota; Metazoa; Chordata; Mammalia; Lagomorpha; Ochotonidae
Gene: NRSN1
Product: neurensin 1
Exons: 2
Coding region: 1-588 (195 amino acids)
Biological process (GO): nervous system development
Cellular component (GO): neuronal cell body; transport vesicle; neuron projection
Source: RefSeq, a predicted model, not a curated record